Molecule: messenger RNA, 1896 nt
Organism: Amorphotheca resinae ATCC 22711
Lineage: Eukaryota; Fungi; Ascomycota; Leotiomycetes; Helotiales; Amorphothecaceae
Exons: 2
Coding region: 71-1447 (458 amino acids)
Molecular function (GO): acyltransferase activity, transferring groups other than amino-acyl groups
Source: RefSeq, a predicted model, not a curated record
AAUUCUUUUGCCACAGCUACGUAUAUAAUACCCCCUCGACCUACAUAUAACAUAACAUACAAUCGCCAUCAUGGUCGCCAAGCGCAAUGAACCAUGCUACGUCCUCGGCGUGGGCAUGACCAAAUUCAUCAAGCCCCGAGGAAAGGUCGACUACACGGAGCUUGGCUUUGAAGCGGGCGUCAAGGCAAUGUUGGAUGCACAAAUCAACUAUGACGAUGUCGACCAAGGCGUGGCCUGUUACUGCUACGGCGACAGCACUUCUGGCCAACGAGUUUUCUACCAAUUCGGCAUGACCCAGAUCCCCAUCUACAAUGUGAACAACAACUGCUCGACCGGCAGCACGGGGCUUUAUAUGGCGCGGACCAUGAUUAGCCAUGGUGCAGCGGAUUGUAUUCUCGUGGUUGGGUUCGAGAAGAUGAAUCCCGGCAGUCUGCAGAGCUUUUGGAACGACAGGGCGAAUCCGAUAGGCACGAGUACAGAAAUGAUGAUCCAGACAAGGGGCAUCACGACCGCGCCUAAUGCAGCUCAAUUAUUUGGGAAUGCUGGACGGGAGUAUAUGGAGAAGUACGGCGCAACCGCCGAAGACUUCGCUGAAAUAGCCCGCAUCAACCACGAACACUCCCAGAGAAACCCCUACUCUCAGUUCAAGGACGUCUAUACCCUUGACCAAAUUCUGAAAUCGCCUAUGAUCCACGCGCCUCUCACCAAGUUGCAAUGCUGCCCGACUUCCGAUGGCGCAGCCGCAGCCGUGCUAGUUUCCCAAGCCUUCUUAGACGCCCGCCCACACCUGAAGGAACAGGCAAUCUUGAUAGCCGGACAAUGCCUGGCGACCGACUCCCCGAGCCUAUUUUCUAAAUCUUCCAUUGAACUCGUGGGUGCCGAGAUGACGAGAUACGCCGCGGCGACCGCCAUGAAGGAAGCGGGCGUCACCCCUGCCGACGUCAAGGUAUGUGAGCUACACGAUUGCUUCUCAGCCAACGAGAUGGUCUGUAUCGACGCCCUUGGUCUCAGCAAGACCGGUGAGGCACACAAGAUGGUCCGCAACGGCGACAUCACCUACGGCGGCAAGAUGGUUAUCAACCCCUCGGGCGGUCUGAUCUCUAAGGGACACCCCCUCGGCGCGAGCGGCAUCGCUCAGUGCGCCGAGCUCUGCUGGCAUCUUCGUGGCUGGGCCAACAACCGCCUGGUGAAAGAUACGCGGGUGGCGCUGCAGCAUAACCUAGGAUUGGGAGGCGCCGUCGUCAUCACCGUAUACAAGCGCGCGGACGGGAAGUCGAAUUCGCCCGUGGACGACGCGACCGUCGGGAGGAUUACAGGGCUUGGCUAUAACCCGGCGGUGCAGGCGAAGGGUUUCACGGAGAAGCAGGCUGCGAGCGUGAAGAGUAGGACGAAGACAUCUGCGUGGGCCCUCGGGGACACGGAGAAGAAGGUCGAGGCUAGAUUUUGAGCCAACCACCUCUUCUUCUCCUUGGUUGGAAAAGUUCAAGCUGUUUUGUUGCAUCUUCUUUCUUCCAGGGUAGCUAUUUAUCAGUACACUACUAGUUUUGAUCAUCUGUAUCAAUGCCCGGCCUUCCGUUCCCAUCCCUUCCAAACAUCCAUACGCCCUCGCUAUCUCCAAAAGACUCCAGCUGUAUUAACUGUCAAUAGAUCUAUGCCUGUUCAUUGUCUGGGAUUUCUUUCUCCCUCUCGCUCCCAUCUCAUUCAUCCCCUUCCGGAAGUCCCUUAGUGCUGGGCGCCAAUACCGAAUUCGGUAUUAUCCAUUCAUCCUCUCAAGCCCCUGGGCCCUCUUUCGUAGGAAUACCCAACUAUUGAGUUGCCUACGAGUCAAGAGAAAGACCCUAUCACAUUCCAGCAUAGGACCAGCCUAGAUUCCUCGGCAGACAUCUCCGGCGCAAC